UGAACCUUGUGUGAGUUUUGUGUUGCUGUUUUAUGUAGUUGUGUACCCUGUGUCAGUUUCAUUUAUUUUGCGAGGUGGUGAUUGUUACAUUUCUUUUUCAAUGGCUUGCGGGUAACUGGAUGAAAAGAACAUUUUGAGCAUUUGAGUUUAAUACUAAAUUGAGCUCAACACCUUUACUGAGGAAGGUGAGUUACGAGCUUGAAUAAGUGUUCUAUUAAAUUUCAAGCAGGAAAUGACUUCCCAGAACAGUGGGCAAAUGCACCGUUUUAGUUGUGAAUUAAUGUUGGAUCAAUUUUACUAACCUCUAAAAGAUUAAGCAUUAAGGGAAUGCAUUUACUGUGUUACAUCAGAUUACUGUAACACCAAAACGGCAUGGCUUGCUAAAUGUGUGACUUGUUCAGAGCAAAUAUUCAACGCCUACUGUAUUAACAGGGUUUUUCCUGGCUCAGAGUGGGCCUGUGGGUAGAGUACACACCACAGCAAGAACCAUUAGUGUGUACAGUAAAGGCCAUGUUGACAGAAAUCUAUGCAUUUUCUUUUUAUUUUUGACCAUUUGAUGAACAAAUACAUUUGUGGUAUAAUAAAAGAAACAAAACCAUUCACAUGAAACCAAAAAAACAACUCCCCUACACAGGAAAAACCCUGAUUAACCAUUUUACUUGCAUGAGCUUGUCAGUGUUUCUCACUGAUCCGUUGGUGUCAGUUUAUUUAGUUGUUGCAUUUCACAUCACACCCUUCUUUCUGUGAAUGCGCUCAUACCACUCUGUUCAGAUUAGAAUUUUGGAAUGCUUUUAAAGUUUAUGAAGAAUUUAAAGUCGGCUGUACACAAAAGAAAGUAUCCAGUACAUUUACCUUGCUGUGGUAGGACUCAUACAAUGUAGGGCUGCGCGAUUAUGGUCAACAAUAAUCACGAUGAUUUUAACCAAAACUAAGAUCACGAUUAUUUAUCAGAAUUGUUCAUUAAUUUUUACACUUUCACAUUAAAUAAAUGGUGCGCUGAUGUCACUUCUGUGCUGUGCUGCAUUCCUGCUAACACACAAAUCUGCAUCAAAAUAACACUUAAGAUUGGUUCUAAUUCACCUGAAUACAAUCCAUGAAUAUAACCAAAAUUAUAACUUAAACACCUCACAUGGUGAACAUCUGCUCUUUGGUAGAUGCCACUAUUUACUGAUGUUCCCUAAACACCUCACAUGCAGGCAGCAGUGGAAGCUAUUAAGGCACAGAGAAGCCUCUAGUCUCCACUUAGUUACUGCAGUGCAGCAAAACGGAUUGUAUAUACCAGCUGUUUUAAAUACCAAUAUCUCAGCGAAUCAUGUUGGUUUAAUUCUGGGCGCCAGUAUCGUGAUUGAUAUUCAAAUAAUGGUGCAGCCCUGUAUAAGGUUUACUGUGAAUGACUUGGUUGAUGAAUCAGAUUCUUGACAAAGCACAAAUAAUUGAUUCCAUUCAUCUGCUAGGGCUUUCUUCCAACUUCCUGCAUGCUGCUUGUGUUUCCUUGGGACUGAUUUGUAGACUCUGUUUUGUUGUGCAUUGUGAUAAAUAGAGCUCCUAAAUCAAAGCAAAAGUUAUUGUCUGUGAUUUAUUUGCAGUGUGGAGUCUACAAGAUCAACCCCUUUGUGUCUGUAAUCUUUGUGUGUCUCUUUAACUAAUCCAAAAGCCUGUACCUGUUUAUUCUCUCUUUUUUUCUUUGCCACGGCUCAAAGACGAUGUCUAAGAAGAUCCCGCAAUGCGCUGUGGAGGAUCAGUCCGAGCAUGAACAGCCUCCCAGCCAUUGUCAGGUGGAUCGUUUCACGAAAGCAGCAGCAGGUUGUAGGAACAAGGCUGAACCAGGCCAGAGGAAUGGAGAGACGGCAUCGUCGUCACCAGAGAGUGGCAGUUUGAAUGGAGAUGGAAAGCGCAGUGGGAAAAGCCGUCGUCGCAAGAAACGCUCAUCUAAUCCUGAGAAUCCCUCGGAGGAGAAAAUCAACAAGGUCAAGAAUGAAGAGAAGCCAGAGAAACGAACCAGCCAGCCUCCUGACCGCCGUGCUGGGCUGAUCGGUCUGCAGUCUGAAUGUGCUAAUGUGUGGUUUGAACGCAGCAUCUAUGAGCGAGCUGAGAGCCUCUACCAGUGUCGGUUGGCGAGCUCCUCUAACGGGACCACCCAAUCGAAACGGUCCCCUCCAUCCUCAGGGAAACACUCCAGCUCUCCAUCUGCCGUGGCCUCCUCUUCUGCAGGACCGUCCUGCCACCAUGGUGAUCAGGUAGCUUGUCACCACGUGGUACAGACAGUGUGGGUAAACAAGACAACCUUUGAUCAAGCAGAGCGCCGCUUUGUCGAAGAAUCCAUGCAGCCGUCAAUUCCAAACUCCCUGAACCUCCCACCUCCACCCAACCGCUCCGUGGCACCCAGAACACCAGACGAAGGAUAUCAGUCUCUAGCUCCAACUCCUGCAACUCCAGUCAUCCAACAAGCGGCUGUCACACCCACCACUCGCCAGUCGAUCAACGGACUGCCCCGCAUCCCAGUCGAGCUGCUCAGAGAUGUGUGGCUAGACAAGCCGCUGUAUGACCGUGCCGAGGCAGCCUUUUACCAAAACCUGUACGGUAAUAAUUCCUCCAAACGGUCUAGCUGCACCGGCACCUCCAGAAGCAAUGACCACCCUCAAAGCCUUGUGGAGGAAGAAGAGGAGGAAGAAGAUGAGGAAGUGGCGGUGGAGGAAAAACGGGUGGUCCCACAAGGGAAAGCAGAAGUUUUCCAUGCUCUGCACCCUAUCCAGGAGGAGGACGAACCAGCUGAGGUCCCUGAGAAGGAAGAAGCGUCGGCCGCAGGAGUCUGCUAUUUUCUUCACCCAGGCAGCGAGCGGGUGUGGUUGGACAAGUGGCGAUAUGAUGCUGCAGAGAGUCGCUUCCAUGGCUACAGAGUGGAUAAAGCCGUAAAAGUGAGGAAGGAUCGUAGGCCAGAAGCAGGAGCCUCAUCCGUUGCCUUCAUCGCCCCACUGAGGGACAAAAAAAUGAGUACCGUAAACUUUCUGGCCCAGGAGAAGAUCUGGUUUGACAAACCUCGAUAUGACGAGGCAGAAAGAUGCUUCUAUGAGCGCAUGAACGGCUCAUCACAAACCACACAGGAUGUUGGAGCUAACACCAUCCUGCAAGACAUCGCUCGUGCUCGGGAAAACAUCCAGAAAUCUCUAGCAGGACUGAAGACUACACUGAGUAACAGAGGGUCUAAUCAGCCUUCCCUGAGCCAACAGUCCCAGCUUAGCACCAGCAGCAGCAGUGCAGCAGAUCAAGGAGAGCUCAUUUCUCGCAUCAAGAGCCUGGAGCUGGAGAACCAGAGCUUACACAAAGUGGUGGAUGACUUGAGGGCAGCACUUUCCAAACUGGAAUGUCGGGUUACAGUUCUUGAGAAGUCUCCUGCAGCUGCGAACCCAGCUCCAGCUGCUGCUCCUUCAGUCCCCUACACAAAUGGCACUACUGUCCAGCAGAAGACCAGCGCCCCAGUAAAAGAGGAGGACGAUGACGAGGAUGAUGAUGAUAUCGAUCUGUUUGGCAGCGAUGAUGACGAAGAGGCAGAGAAACUCAAAGAGCAAAGAUUGAAAGAAUAUGCAGAGAAGAAAGCCAAGAAACCCACCCUCAUCGCCAAGUCUUCAAUCUUGUUGGAUGUCAAACCUUGGGAUGAUGAAACAGACAUGGCGAAGCUGGAGGAGUGUGUGCGCUCAGUGCAGGCUGACGGCCUGUUAUGGGGAACGUCCAAACUGGUUCCAGUGGGUUACGGCAUCAAGAAACUCCAGAUUGCAUGUGUGGUGGAGGACGACAAGGUGGGAACAGACAUGUUGGAGGAGGAGAUCACCAAGUUUGAAGACUAUGUUCAGAGUGUUGAUGUAGCAGCAUUCAACAAGAUCUGAUCUCAGUAUGUCUUUUUCUGUCCUUCGUCAUGAUUUGUUUCUCUGCUGAUUGUGUCAACAGUUAAUAAUAAUAAAAACAAACUCUUGCACUGAAA
Amphiprion ocellaris (clown anemonefish) is the source of this 3976-nucleotide messenger RNA. Its product is annotated as elongation factor 1-delta. Bases 1704 to 3881 code for a protein of 725 amino acids. NCBI's taxonomy places the organism in Eukaryota, Metazoa, Chordata, Actinopteri, Pomacentridae. The transcript is spliced from 9 exons. Gene Ontology annotation, cellular component: eukaryotic translation elongation factor 1 complex; cytosol. Gene Ontology annotation, biological process: translational elongation. Gene Ontology annotation, molecular function: translation elongation factor activity; guanyl-nucleotide exchange factor activity. The record is from RefSeq and is a predicted model, not a curated record.